AUGGAGAUCAAUUGUUCGAAGAUGGAGCAGAUGUUAACUGAUGAAUCAGCGGAAGAGAGAUUGGUUAUGCCAAGUAAAAAGAUCAGUGGAAUGCGUUUGAAAGCGGCAGACUCGAUAGCCGUGGUGAUGAACGGAUAUGAGAUUGAUCUGUCGAAUGUUCCCGAGAAGGUUUAUAAGCACGAAUUGAAGUUGAUGGCCGUCAAACAAGACAAUCAACUCAGAGACCUCACUCGCGGUCCAAGAAAUGAUGUCUCAAUAACUUUACGUCGUCGUGUUCUGUGGUCAGUUUAUACAACGGUGUUGAAGAAUUAUAAAGAUUUCUUCGGGUCUGACACAAAAAUGUAUUUUUACGAUUGUGGUGUCACUCUAUAUUCGAUCAAUAAGAUAUUGGACCGCGAAGAUGGUGAGAAGGAGUUUCGUCUGAAGAUGGAUCAAUUAUCGUCAAACAGUCGUGACUUCUUGGGAGUGAAGGUGGUUGGAAUAGUAGCCAAAUUAUUGGCUUGUGAAGAGGUUUAUCUGCGAGAUUUCGAUGAGUCCAUCAGUGAAUGCAUAGAUGAACGUCAACGAUCACUUCAACAAUUUCUCGAAGUGGCUAUCAACCAGAAACUGUAUCACGAUCAGGAUCAUCUGUUGUUCGGCAAUAAGGCAUAUCACCGUGCGAUGCCGCAUGACAAGCAGCUGAAGGGUGGUAAAUUGUUGCAGUCUGGAUUUGCGAAGAAUAUCAGAGUGGUUGGUGAUAGUGUCGAGAAUGCGGUCAUCGUUGCGCAGUUGGACGCAAAGAAGUCGGCAUUCUUCAAGGAGCAAAACCUGGUGGCGUUGAUUGCGAGCCUUUGUAAUAAUCGAUUUGACACACUGCUCAACGACGCAAAUACACGCAGAAGAGUUGCGAAGCAGUUGAAAGGUCUUGUUGUGCGCACGAAUCAUCUUCCAAAAUCACAGCGAAUCUUCAGCAUAUUCGGUAUGACAAAAGAGAGUGCAUCUAAAGUAAUAAUAGUGAUCGACGAUGAAGAGAUAUCAAUAGAAGAAUAUUAUAAUCACAAAUAUCAAAUUGGACUGCAGUACACCAAUUUGCCUUGUAUUGUUGAACGACGUUUCCAAGCCAAGUCGCAGGUUGUAAAUAAUUAUUAUCCAAUGGAAUGCCUGGACGUAUGCAAAGGACAACGUGUCGAGAAUAAGAAGCAAACUCCCGAUUUAGUCGAAGAAUUGAUCGCAGGAUGCCGUUUAUUGCCGAACCGUUUGAAAGAAGAGAACGAAAAGCAGCGUCGUGCUGCAUCCAUCACUAAUCAAAAUCCAUAUUUCCGUCGAUUAGGGAUGCUUUAUCCACCGGCCAUAAUCUAUGGCAAUAACGAUAGAGUGGAACCGAAUUCGAAUGGACACCUGGAAUGGCGAUUGAAUAGGGGUCGAGCUCUACAGCAACAUUUGUUCUACUCUCCGGCAAACCCACCCAGACGUUGGGUGGUGUUCAUCUUCGAAGAUGCUGUCAGCAAGGAACUUUUCGAUCGCUUCCUGUACUCAUACAUAGAACGUGCUCAAAGUCAUGGCAUAAAGCUACAACGACCAUCUCGAAUAGAAACAAUCGAUCGUGUUGAUAUGGAUUAUUUAAUGGAUAAGAUGAAGAUGAUGCGCAAGAACUGUGUGGAGUAUGUGAUGUUCAUCACAAAAGAUAAACGCGAUCCAGUGCAUGAUAAAAUGAAAUUGACUGAGGUGCAAGCGUCGGUGGUAACACAGCACAUCUUUUCGGGUACGAUUCAGCGAUCGAUCGGAAAUCGAGGUGCUGAAAUGACGCUUGAUAAUCUCAUUAUGAAGAUGAAUCUGAAACUAGGUGGCAUCUCACAUGCGAUUGCCGCUUCGACACCUUUUAUGCGAUGCAAUCAUUUGAACGAAGACAUAUGUAAAAGAAUAUGGCUGCGUCCAACUCGAAUGUUCAUUGGACUUGAUAUGUCGCAUUCAUCUCCGCUGUCUUUUUACGAACGUCAAGCCGGUUUCCACGCCUCUGAACCUACUGUUGUCGGGAUGGCGUAUACGUGUGGAAGUGAAUUCGGAAUGCGUGGAUUGUACUGGAUGCAAGAGCCGAGAGUCUAUACAAUUCAGUCAUUAAAAGAACAUUUGGUGGAGGCACUGAAUCAGUUCAAGGAAGAGUCAGCAAAUAAAUCUUAUCCAGAACAUGUUAUUGUAUUCAGAGGUGGUAUUUCUGAUGGUCAAUUUCAAAAGGUGAUGACUUUGGAAGCGAAUGCUUUCCGUGCUGCGUUCGAAGCACUUCCGUCCUCAACACCUCCCAACAAGAUCAGACUGUCACUGAUUUGUGUUCAAACGAAUUCGAACUAUCGACUGCUGCUCGAUAAUCCCACUUCAUUGCAAGUCGAUGGCAACGCUCUGCAGCAAAAUGUACCGUCAGGCACUUGUGUUGAUUCGUCCAUUGUGCAUCCCACACAAGCUGAAUUCAUACUGGUCGCUCAUAAAUCUAUCAUGGGAACAGCACGUCCAAUCCGUUGUACGGUGCUGGUGGAUGAUGAGCCGCGUAUGGGACUGGACGAGGUGGAAGGCAUAACGAAUUGUCUUUGCUAUAUGCAUGGUAUUGUCACGUCACCUAUAUCCGUACCUGCACAUCUCUAUGCCGCAUCGAAUUUGGCGAAGCGUGGAAGGAACAACUGGAAAAUUGUUUGCAACAACGGUGAUGAUGACGUCUCAAUUGCAAGUGGCGAUAGUGGCAGUCAUAAUCAGUUCCAUAACGAUGGCGCUCCCGAUUUCUUCACCAAUAUCUCCAGUCAUCUUGCACCCAAACUAAAGCAUAAAUUUUGGGCAUAA
Anisakis simplex (herring worm) is the source of this 2805-nucleotide messenger RNA. NCBI's taxonomy places the organism in Eukaryota, Metazoa, Nematoda, Chromadorea, Rhabditida, Anisakidae. The record is from the annotation of a GenBank genome assembly.